CACGAUAUUGUCCUCCGAGGGCCUCCGAGGUGCUCAGAGGCCUUCCAGGCUUCCCGCUCCGCGCAUCGCCUCCAGGUCAACGCCCUGACCAAGCAGAUCGAGACCAAGACGCAGAGAAGCGGGGAACUGGCGGUGGCAAACGCUCAGAUGGCGAACGACAUCGAGGACUCCAAGGAGGGGCUGGCGCAGGACAAGGAAUUCUUGGCCGAGCUGCAAAAGAGCUGCGGCAGCAAAGGAAAGGAGUGGGAGGAUCGCGUCAAGGUGCGCCAGGAGGAGACGGUGGCGCUGGCCGAGACGAUCAAGAUUUUGAACGACGACGAUGCUCUCGACCUGUUUAAGAAGACGCUCCCACCCCCUGGCGACAGCCUGCUGCAGGUGAAAGUCAGCCAGGCGGAGGUGCGGGCACGCGCCAGGAAGAUCCUGUUGAAGGCGGCCCACGGCGCCCAGCACGGCUCCGGCGUGCUUGCCGGCUUCGUGGCGCAGGCGCUGCAUGGCAAGAAGAUCGGCUUCGACAAGGUGACUGUCAUGAUCGAUAAGAUGAUCCAGACGCUCAUGGCGGAGCAGAAGG
Molecule: messenger RNA, 568 nt
Organism: Prorocentrum cordatum
Lineage: Eukaryota; Dinophyceae; Prorocentrales; Prorocentraceae
Source: the annotation of a GenBank genome assembly